AAAUAAAUGUUUGACCGUUCGCACACACUGUUACGGGCGCGCGGUCGGUCGCACACGCGUUGUGCCGGCAGCGCCUGCGUAUCGCGUCGUCGGCGGCGGUCGCACAUAGUUUCCGGUCGUAAAGAAAACCGCGCCGCUUCGCCGUCGGUUCAGUAACGCCGUUGCCGUUGAACGCGUACCGUCCUUUUUUUUUUUUUCUGCUCGCCGCGUCUUUUCCGCACACCGGUGCCCCUCGCGUGCUCCGCGACCGCCGACAACCCGUACCCGCCACCGCGACCGCGGUCUCGUUCCGUUCGCACGUGGUCCACCGCCCGAAACCAGAAAUGACUGUCGUAAGGAAAUAGACACGCAGAAACAUUUUUGAUAAGUAGCAGUUCACUACGAUUACAUCUGAGCAAAUAAUUGAAAGAAGGUGCUGAAUGAUCAAAUAGUGGACGCAAAUUAUCUUUUAACAGGACGGUUCUGUCAAUGCAUCGGAUCAAUGGCCUAAGGUAAAACAUUGUGGGUUCCAGUGACAGCUUACGUUUGCAGUACACCCGAUUUACGAGUGAUUAUCGCGAACGACGAUGACAAUGUGAAGGGAAGCGACCGUGACGACGACGAAGGACGAAGGCGGCCGCGGAUAACAAGAACGCGACACACCUGCGCAACCAGGCGCUCCCGGGCGGACGGACACGCAGCGCACGUAGUCGGUAAAACGGUCGGCCGCCGAUGGAGUUCCCGAGCGUCGUGCAGCUGGCCGCGGCCGGUUGGCCGCCCGCGAAGCCGACGAUGGGCGGAGUGUACAACGGCACGGACGCGAUGAGCCCGUACAACGGCACCGGCGACCGGGACGCGCUGUACUGCGGCGACACGUCAGGCCACGAGACGUCACUGUACUUGAUAUCCAAGAUCCUGUACAUAAUUGUGUGCAUCAUCGGGUUGGUGGGCAACACGCUGGUCAUCUACGUGGUGAUCCGGUUCUCCAAGAUGCAGACGGUGACCAACAUGUACAUCGUGAACCUGGCCAUUGCCGACGAGUGUUUCCUGAUCGGCAUACCGUUCCUGAUCGUCACCAUGUCCAUGGACUUCUGGCCGUUCGGCAACAUCAUGUGCAAGGUGUACAUGACCACGACCAGCGUGAACCAGUUCACCAGCAGCAUAUUCCUGAUGAUCAUGAGCGCGGACCGGUACAUCGCCAUAUGCCAUCCGAUAUCGUCGUCCAAGGUGCGCACCGCAUACGUGUCCAAGAUCGUGUCCGUCACCGCGUGGACGUUCAGCAUCAUACUCAUGAUACCGGUCAUCAUGUACGCCAGCACCAUGGACAAGGGCAACGUGAAGAGCUGCAACAUCAUAUGGCCCGAGAACGAGCUGUUCAGCGGCCAGACCGCGUUCACGCUCUACUCGUUCGUCCUCGGCUUCGCCAUACCGCUCAUGCUGAUAUUCGUCUUCUACAUACUGGUCAUCAGGAAACUGCAAACGGUGGGACCGGUGAACAAGUCGAAGGAGAAGAAGAAGUCGCACCGGAAGGUGACCAAGUUGGUGCUGACGGUGAUCACGGUGUACGUGCUGUGCUGGCUGCCGUACUGGAUCACGCAGGUGGCGCUGAUAUUCACGCCGCCCAAGCAGUGCCAGUCGAAGAUCGUCAUCACCAUAUUCCUGUUGGCCGGCUGCCUUAGCUAUAGCAACAGCGCCAUGAACCCCAUCCUGUACGCGUUCCUCAGCGACAACUUUAAGAAGAGUUUUCUGAAGGCGUGCACGUGCGCCGCGGGCAAGGACGUGAACGCGGGCCUGCACCAAGAGAACAGCACGUUCCCGCGCAAGAACCGCGGCGGCUCGGAACGCGGCGGCGGCCGCACCGGCCGGGCCACCACCAUACUGUGCCAGGCAGUCAGCGGCGGCGGUGGUGGUGGAGGCGGUGGCGGUGGGUGCAGGGACGACGAGGUCGAGUGCUGCGGCGAGACGGGACCGCUGGUCGGCCGUGCCGAGCUGGUCAGCAAAGAGAACACGUCCACCGCGCUCACCAUGACAUCCCGAUCAACGUGCAACGACAACGUGCAACCCACCCCGUUGUAAACGGCCCGAACUCCGUGUGUGUAACAGCGGCCCCGCUGCACCGCGCGACAACCUCCCUCGUUUAAUCCAUCCUCCGUAAUUCGCCUGUUAUUAUUAUUAUUUUAUAACCGGAUAUUUAUACACAUAUUAAUAUUAUUAUUACCAACUAUUUACGUAUAAUAAUAUUAUUAUUAUUAUACCCAAUCGUAUUGACAUUUUAAAAAUUACUAUUAUUACUUUUUAUACUAACGGUAAUUUUCACCACCACCCCGACUGAAUCCGAGUGAAACUUUCAGUGGCGAUGCUAUACCGAGGGAUCGGCCGUCCCAGAACACAUACAAAGUCUUAACACAUAACACUAAGCCCGCCCGCCUUGAUCGAAAUCCUUACAAAGUUCAUCCGGAGCAAGCACUAAGCAUUUCAAAAAGGGACAGGGGGUGUUAUCCAAUAUCAAUCGUCAAAAUUAUGCAUAGCAAAAUAAUAUAACUUUAAGUAUACUUUUUAUACAAUCGUACGAAUACAUGACCUACCUAAUGUACGAGAAAAUAUUUCAAUAUUUAAUUAAAAUUUCAAGUGCAAAUUUUGUCUCUUAUUUAUAUAUAUAUUAAAUCGUCUAUGGAACGACACAAAUUGACGGCUUUAGAUUUCAGACAAAACGAUGUAAUGAGAAGUCGGGUACCGGCUUUAAAUUAUUGUUAUAUGUAUACAGGGGCGGACACAGAAAAAAAUUUCGGGGGGCGUUUAGAAAAAAUAAGAAUAA
Messenger RNA from Sipha flava (yellow sugarcane aphid), 2794 nucleotides. Its product is annotated as somatostatin receptor type 5-like. The record is from RefSeq and is a predicted model, not a curated record. Lineage: Eukaryota; Metazoa; Arthropoda; Insecta; Hemiptera; Aphididae. Gene Ontology annotation, molecular function: peptide binding; somatostatin receptor activity. The coding region runs from base 712 to 2055 and encodes 447 amino acids. The transcript is spliced from 6 exons. Gene Ontology annotation, cellular component: membrane; neuron projection. Gene Ontology annotation, biological process: G protein-coupled receptor signaling pathway.